GAUCGUGAAUCCGAUCGGAGACUUGCAUGUCCUUACUUUAAACACAACCCCUCCAAAUAUCGGGACAUUGCCCCUUGUUUAGGACCUGGGUGGGGUAAACUUCACCGUCUCAAGGAACACAUAUAUCGCUGCCAUGCGCUUCCGCCUCGCUGCACGCGAUGCUGUCAGAAAUUCAAGUACGACUCUGACCUGACAGCCCAUUCACGAUUGCCAGAAGGAUGCGAAGUUCGAGACGAAGAACCGCCUGAAGGCAUCGAUAGCAAUCAGAGGCAGAAACUAAGAUCCAAAAAGAAGGGUGAAUUCGGCAACACGAGAGAAGACCGAUGGAAACAUGUGUACUCUGUCCUGUUUCCGAACACGGCGAUCCCGUCACCCUACUAUGAUUAUGAUGAAGACUUCGGUCAGCAAACUACUAAUUCUCCAUCCUCUGCAAGAUUUGCUCGCUAUGAUGCCUACCUCAGGCGCGAACUGCCGCAUAUUGUCCAACAAGAACUUGAGACCGAGAUGGAGAAGGAGCUUAGCGUGGUGGAUGAGAAGCUGAAGAGUAGACUGCCGAACAUCGUUCGGAACUGUCUAGAACGGCUAUGCCGGACAUUUCAAGAAAGGGCUUUACCGGAGGAAGCCAUACCGACCGAAGGUCUGGCACGUGAGCCAGAGACCAACAUAUCAGGCUCUGUCGAAGCGGCUGAAAUCAACUCCUUUCCA
Molecule: messenger RNA, 705 nt
Organism: Mytilinidion resinicola
Lineage: Eukaryota; Fungi; Ascomycota; Dothideomycetes; Mytilinidiales; Mytilinidiaceae
Exons: 3
Source: RefSeq, a predicted model, not a curated record